Messenger RNA from Microplitis demolitor, 1155 nucleotides. Its product is annotated as odorant receptor 2a. The transcript is spliced from 5 exons. Gene Ontology annotation, biological process: detection of chemical stimulus involved in sensory perception of smell; sensory perception of smell. The record is from RefSeq and is a predicted model, not a curated record. NCBI's taxonomy places the organism in Eukaryota, Metazoa, Arthropoda, Insecta, Hymenoptera, Braconidae. Bases 1 to 1155 code for a protein of 384 amino acids. Gene Ontology annotation, cellular component: plasma membrane. Gene Ontology annotation, molecular function: olfactory receptor activity; odorant binding.
AUGGAAGUAUUGAAAUUAAAUUUCCGCCUUCUCAGUAUCAUGGGGAUCUGGAAACCGCGAGGGUGGCGUGGCAUUAAAGCUAUUUUUUAUUACAUUUAUCGAUCUUUCGUAGUUAUUAAUAUUCUCAAUCUCUUAGUGUCCUGCAUCUUAGACAUAAGAUUGAAAAACGUCCAACUCGAUACGUUCGUCGACAAUGUAUCGUUGACCUUCGCAUGGUUCAUCGCCCGGCAAAAAGUCUUCUGUGUGAUCGAAAAUCGCUGUGGCAUUAUUCGCAUAAUGGACUCACUAGCAAAAAAUUCCUUUAAACUGCGAGACUAUCGAGAGGAACUCAUUUUCCAGCGAUUUGAGAAAUUUGCAAGAACUAUAUUCACUUAUUACCCGUUAUUAUUUAUAAGCUCACUACUGACGGAUUCUUUAGGCCACAUAUCUGCCAUGGAUCCACCCUAUUCUCUCCCGUAUCCAGGCUGGUUUCCUUACAAUUACACUCGCUCAACUCAAAUAUACUGGGGGACGGCUGUCUAUCAAGUGUACGCAAUACUCACCUCGGGGACUAUUAAUUUAAUACUAGACUUGUUGCUGCCAUGUAUAAUGUGUUACUUGUGCGGACACAUUCACAUUCUAAGACACAGAUUUCAAGUUAUAACAGAAAAAUUACAAAUAAUGUCGGAAAACGAUAAACCUCAAGAGGAAAUAACUACCGUUGAGCGUAAAAUGAUAGCUGAGUGGGUCGAAAAUCACCGUGAUAUUUUAAAUUUAGUUAAAUUUAUCAAUAAUCUAUUUGAGAGAGUGAUAUUUGUACAGUAUACUGUGAGCUCACUUCUCCUCUGCACCAUCGCAUUCUUACUGUCUCACGCUCAGCCUGGGACGGUGAAAUUUGCUGGAAAUUUAGCUUUUUUUGCAACGAUGUUCUUUCAAAUAUUGCUGCCAUGUUAUUGCGCUGAUAAAUUGAGUUAUGAAUUUUUAGAUAUAUCUACAACAAUAUAUGACACAAAUUGGUAUCACUUAAGCAACAAUGCCCGCAAAUCAGUAGUGAUUAUUAUCCGACAAUCUUAUCGACCUGUUAUGAUAACGAGCAGUUUUUUUAUAGUUUUAUCCCUUGAAUCCUUCACUAAGGUUAUAAAACUUGCGUACACUAUUUUCAAUGUUCUACAAUAA